Molecule: messenger RNA, 1266 nt
Organism: Fonsecaea multimorphosa CBS 102226
Lineage: Eukaryota; Fungi; Ascomycota; Eurotiomycetes; Chaetothyriales; Herpotrichiellaceae
Exons: 1
Coding region: 1-1266 (421 amino acids)
Source: RefSeq, a predicted model, not a curated record
AUGACCGAUUCGUCAGCCUCAACCGUGGAGAUUGCCAAGGGCAAUACGCUGUCGACAGGCGGCAGCUCACCAAAGGCAUUCAAGGACGGCUACUUUGACUACAAUUUCGCCCGAUUCUUGGGCUUGUGCCCCUACUCUGGCGCCGAGAUUGGAGAAUGCUUCGCCACGGCGCACCGGAUAAUCGACGGCGACGUCGAGAGCUGGGUGCGUGAGUGGACCGCAACCGCGCAGAGGGUCGAGGCACUGGCCGAGGAUUCCUUCAAGAGGGGACACAAGUUCAGCGCCCGCGAGGCCUGGCUACGCGCCACGACGUACUACCAAGCAGCGUUCUUUUUUGUCCUGGAUGGCGACCCACGCAAGCCGGAGCUGUACCAGAAACACACGGGCUGUUUCCAAAAGGCCGCCCCUUUGUUUAACCCGCCCAUCGAGCCACUGGCCAUCCCCUAUCGCGACGAUCGCGAUGGCAACAAGGAAAAGUCGUUAUUUGGGUACUUUGUCCGUCCGGACCCCCGUGACUUUCCCGGGCCGCGCCCUACCGUACUCAUCCAGAUGGGCGCAGACGGCAGUUCUGAACAGAUUUACUUCUCGGGCGGCGGCGCUGCCGCAGCGCGGCGCGGCUACAACGCCAUCAUCUUCGAAGGCCCCGGCCAGACCGGCACGUUCAUGCGCGACCGUACCCUGACCUACCGCUUCGACUGGGAAAAGCCCGUGGCCGCGGUGGUCGACUUUGCAUUGACCCGUUCCGAGCUGGUCGAUCCGCAGCGCAUCGCGCUGAUCGCGUACAGUAUGGGCGGAUACCUAGGCCCGCGGGCUGCCGCUUUCGAGAAGCGACUGGCGGCGACCAUCGUCAGCGGGCUGGUUCCUGAGAUCAAGGGCUUGGCUAAGGGAUUCGAGGACGCCGAGGCCGCGCGCGCCGCUGGCAAGCCGCCCAACCACUCACACCGCUGGCUGCUUAAUGAACACAUGCCCAAGUGGGGCCUGAACGGUGGCUUCGACGACGUGCCUAAACUGAGGGAGAUGUCUGGGAACUGUGUGCUGUACGGGCUCGAAGACAAGAUUACCUGCCCGCUCCUCGUGGUGCAGGCGGCCGCCGAGGGCGACGAGACCACCAACAGGGCCAAGGCGUUUUUCGACAAGCUGCCCAAUCCAAAGAACAAAUUCCGCCUCACCACUGUCGAAGACGGCGCAGAUAUGCACUGCCAGAAGGGUAAUGCCAGCCUCCUACACGCCAUCGAGUUCGACUGGCUUGAAGAGGUCAUGGGCUGA